Messenger RNA from Malania oleifera, 1772 nucleotides. RefSeq lists its product as uncharacterized. Lineage: Eukaryota; Viridiplantae; Streptophyta; Magnoliopsida; Santalales; Ximeniaceae. The coding region runs from base 615 to 1520 and encodes 301 amino acids. The record is from RefSeq and is a predicted model, not a curated record. The transcript is spliced from 3 exons.
GAAGAAGAUCCCACCGCGGUUGCGACGUGUACGCCCCUGAUUUGGUCUGAUCACAUCCGCACCGGAAGAUCCAUUGACCACCAAAAGUUCUCCGGCUGCUUCCUCUCCCUAUAAAUCGCCAAACCCUUUCAUCAUACCUGCGCUCUGUGAUCCAAAACCUUCUCCUUCGCCUCCUCUGUAACGAUCCUGUCCGUUCUAGUGCGGAUCUGCCCUGCUAGGCGGAGCUGUUUAUAGCCAAUCGCCUCCUGAUGCGGGGCUAAUUCUGGGUUUUACGCCACUUUCCGGAAGAUCCAACCCCCUGUUUAUUUGUCAUCUUCAUUUGUAGCGUCUUGAUCGUUCCUUGAUUCUAGGGUUUUGCCGAUCAUUGAAGUACUGGGUUUCGAAGAGCACCGACCAUGCCUUCGGUGCGCCUUGACCCCUUGCUUCAGCUUUUUCCUUCUUUUGCCUAUUUGCGUGGCGGGUCGUGGUCUCAUCGUCUGAAACGUCUCGAAAAAGGCGAUUGGCGCGGUAGUCUUAGUUAACAUAGGGUCUCUUUCGAACUUUUCGGAUUCUUUGUUAGCGCCUUUCGUUUUUUUUUUUUUUUCCCGUGCUUCCGUGAAUUUGAGAUCGAGUGUAUGCGAAUUUUGGUUGGUGGACGAGGUCAAGAAAGUUCGGUAUUGUUCCUACUGCGUUUAGGUUCUAGUUGGUCUUGUCUUGGAGGAAGCCUUCAUCAUAAGAGUUUUGAUGAUCAAAGGCAAUGCACCUGUAGAGAUGUUGAAGACAAGUCGAUUGAGGAUCUUGGAGACACACUUAAUGAGUCUUUUCAUAUUGAAGAUGCUCAGAAUGAGAAACAUCUCGAUGUUCCUCAUAAGGAUGAUAUUAAUCAUGUAGAUAAUGGAAUUAGUGAUGGGGAGCUUAAGAUUUUUGAAACUGAACCUGUGCCUGUAGCUUCUCAGAAGUGCUUCUGCAGGUGCAAAACAAUUCCUCCUUCCAGUAAGAUGUCAUCUUGUUCUGCAUUUUCUGAUGAAGGCGAAGAAUCUGGUUCCAAAUUGCAGGAAAACAGCUCUGCAGAAUAUUCUUGUACCACGGACUUGCGCACAAUGGCUUUGCCUACUCCUUUGAAGCUUGUUUCUGCAAUGAAAGGUAGCCGUGAGAGACAGGGCAUGGAACCGAAGAAACUAACUGUGACAUGGGCGCCUGAUGUAUAUGAUCCACGUCCCACAUCGUUAUCACAUGUCCCAAAAAGCAAAGGCCAGCAACGGUCUAAGAACAACAAUAAGAAGAACGGAAAGAACAAGCAAAAGGGCAAGGCUUCACGCGGAAGUGGCAGCAAAGACAAGAAGCAAUUUCGCAAGAUUAGUGCGAACUCGGACUUGUGUUAUAAAUCUCUGGAUGCUAGAGAUCGAUUGGUGUACCAUGAUGAUUUUGGUGAUCCUGAUGAAAUGGAAUUUGUUGUUGGCAGCCCAGACCCGUACUGUGGAAGUAGCUUCCUCAAAAAAUCGCUUGGGAAGGUGCACAUGUCAGUUGCAGAGGCUUUAUGAUAGAGCUUUGUUUUCUACAUUGGACGCAACUAGUUUCCUGCUACUGUGCCUUUAGUAGAUAAAUAAGCAAGGUUGUUGAUGGGUGUACGAGUUGUUUGAGGGCUUUGUAAAGAGAUGGAGUAAAAACUUUUAUAUCUCUGGGUAUGUGCUUGUCUGGGUGAAAUGCUGUUCUUCCCUACCCGGCUGUUUCUUAAACGACGACUGGACUGGUGCAUCUAAUAUAUGUCUCACUUAAUUUUGGUUGGACAGAAA